AUGAACUUCCGCUCCUUCGUGGAAGCCCUCAAAGCCGACGGCGACCUUGUCGAGAUCAACGAAGAAUGCGACCCCAACCUCGAAGUCGGCGCCAUCAUCCGCAAGGUCGUUGAAAGCGACGAGCGCGCCCCACUCUUCAACAAGCUCAAGGGCCAGGAUGACAACGGCCUCUGGCGCAUCCUCGGCGCGCCCAACUCCCUUCGUGCCGACCCCUCGCAGCGAUACGGCCGUCUGGCGCGUCACCUUGGUCUUCCACCUACUUCGAGCAUGGAGGAGAUUCUCGACAAGAUGGUGGCCGCCAAGACCACGACGCCCAUCCCUCCCAUCGUCGUCGAGUCAGGCUCCUGCAAGGAGUUCCGCCUUACCCCCGACCAAUUCGACCUCACGAAGCUUCCUGCCCCGAUGUUGCACCAGUCCGAUGGCGGAAAGUAUAUCCAGACAUACGGGAUGCACAUCGUGCAGUCGCCGGAUGGGAAGUGGACGAACUGGUCCAUUGCCCGCGCCAUGGUGCACGAUAAGAACCACCUGGCUGGUCUGAUCAUCGAGCCGCAACAUAUCUGGCAGAUCCACCAGAUGUGGAAGAAGGAGGGCAAGGAUAUGCCGUGGGCGCUGGUGUUUGGCGUGCCCCCGGCGGCAAUCAUGGCUGCAAGCAUGCCAUUGCCUGGAGGUCUGUCAGAAGCGGAGUACAUUGGCUCGCUCGGUGGCGCGGCGUUGGAAGUUGUGAAGUGUGAUACCAAUGACCUUUACGUGCCAGCGAACUCGGAGAUUGUGUUUGAGGGUGUCUGCUCUGCGACGGAGACGGCGCCCGAGGGACCAUUUGGCGAAAUGCACGGAUACGUUUUCCCUGGCGAAGCCAGACCCCAGCCAAAGUACAGAGUCGAUCGCAUCACACACCGAAAGGACGCUAUUCUGCCCGUUUCCAACUGCGGUAGACUCACCGACGAGACACACACAAUGAUCGGACCCCUCGCCGCCGCCGAGAUUGGAUUCCUCCUCAAGUCCAAGGGCGUCCCCAUCAAGGAAGCCUUCUCACCCUUCGAGUCUCAGGUGACAUGGGUCGCUCUCCAAGUCGACACCGAGAAGCUGCGGGCAAUGGAGACCAAUGCCAAGGACUUUUGCAGGACUAUCGGUGAUAUUGUCUUCAACGACAAGGUCGGCUACACAAUCCACCGCCUCGUCAUCGUUGGCGAGGAUAUUGACGUGUACAACUUCAAGGACGUCAUCUGGGCGUUCUGCACGAGGUGCCGUCCCGGCUUGGAUGAGUAUCACUUUGAGGAGGUCCGCGGGUUCCCGCUGAUUCCCUACAUGUCUCACGGAAAUGGGGACAAGCACACUGGAGGAAAGGUCGUGUCGGACUGCUUAAUGCCUACGGACUACACCACCGGAAGGGACUGGGAGGCUGCGGACUUCAAGGAAUCUUUCCCCGCUGAGGUGCAAGAGAAGGUUUUGCAAAAGUGGGAGGCGAUGGGUUUCACGGAGAGGAAGUGA
This is a messenger RNA of Colletotrichum chrysophilum, 1488 nucleotides long. It is a transcript of the gene FDC1, whose product is annotated as Ferulic acid decarboxylase 1. Gene Ontology annotation, molecular function: carboxy-lyase activity. NCBI's taxonomy places the organism in Eukaryota, Fungi, Ascomycota, Sordariomycetes, Glomerellales, Glomerellaceae. The record is from RefSeq and is a predicted model, not a curated record. The transcript has 3 exons. Gene Ontology annotation, biological process: ferulate metabolic process; cinnamic acid catabolic process. Bases 1 to 1488 code for a protein of 495 amino acids. Gene Ontology annotation, cellular component: cytoplasm.